Messenger RNA from Angiostrongylus costaricensis, 258 nucleotides. NCBI's taxonomy places the organism in Eukaryota, Metazoa, Nematoda, Chromadorea, Rhabditida, Metastrongylidae. The record is from the annotation of a GenBank genome assembly.
AUGCUACCCACGAACCUCUGGAAGCGUCCGGCGACCGGACGGGCAUUCGUCGACGAGCUGACGCCGAGUUCGUCCCUCAUCUGCGUCGCUCCAGAUGCUCGUUGUCUUCCGCCUGUUUCUUUCCCUCCAAUCCUUUUCUCCGGAUUGCGGAAUCGAUAUUACAUAGUCGGAAGCUUGGUUCAUCUCGCCGAAGGAGAGGGCACCGUAACCGUUCGACGUGACGUUUUGAAGCUUCGUUCUAACCAGUCAGCACGCUAG